Cooperia oncophora is the source of this 822-nucleotide messenger RNA. NCBI's taxonomy places the organism in Eukaryota, Metazoa, Nematoda, Chromadorea, Rhabditida, Trichostrongylidae. The record is from the annotation of a GenBank genome assembly.
AUGAAUUUCAGCCAAGAAGAAGUCGUCUUACUUUACCAGCAACUACAGUCUGCUGGUGUACCGCAGCUUCUUCGAAAAUUCGAGCGCAUUGUCGGCUCCUUUUAUAAGGAGAUCAAAGACCAAAAAGAUGAAAACCAACGUUUACAACAUAUUUUUGAAACUGAAAAAGAUAUGUACAACAAACGAAUGGAAGAAGUGGAAAUUGAAUUGGAUCAGCAGGUGAUGUUGGCUGAGCGAAAAGCACGAGAAGAGGAAAGAAGUAAGUUAACAAAAGAAAAGGAAGAAAUGCAGUCACGUAUGGCCGAAGAAAUGCGAACUAUGCAAAGUAACAUUGAAAGGUUACAAAAAAUGGAGAGCCUAUUGGAAAAAGAGGGACAGAAGCUCAGUCAUCAAAAGGAGUUACAAGAACGUCUCAAGGAAGUAUGCUCGGAAAAUAAUGAGCUCCGUCGUGGUCUUGCGGAAAACCACCUCGAAUUGGCGAUGAUCAAAAGUGAAUUGGCUCAUGUUCGAGCUGAUUACGAGCACAAGCAAAAUGAGCUGAUUCGACAGAAAGACGAAGUCUCCGUCGUAUCCCAAGAAAGCGAAACCAUGCAGCGCCAAAUACAGCUUCUUUUUGAAGCGAACAAAAAACUUCACGAGACAAAUGAAAGCCUCAGAGAUGCCUUGGACAGCCGUGCGUCCGUCAUCAAACAGUUCAACUUGGUAAGUCACGAAAAUACCAACAUUCCUACCGAUGGUGCGAUCAAUAAAUAUCCAUUGAGGCAAGCUGUGCAGUGCGGAAUCAUCAACGGGUACUCCUUUACCAUGGUGGAGAGUUGGUGA